Prorocentrum cordatum is the source of this 787-nucleotide messenger RNA. The record is from the annotation of a GenBank genome assembly. Lineage: Eukaryota; Dinophyceae; Prorocentrales; Prorocentraceae.
GCACAGUACGCGGACCCGUUCAUUGAGGUUCUCAAGGAGUACGAGUCCAAGCUGCCCAUUGUGGUGGUCCUCGAGCCCGACAGCCUUCCCAACCUGCGACAUUCGAAAUCUGGACCACCCGAAGUGCGGCAACCCUGCGACGAUCGCCGCUUACACGGGGGGGAUCCGAUACGCUAUGGAGCAGCUGACCACACAGGUGCCCACGGUCUCGGUUUACUUGGAUGCCGCUCACGGCGGCUGGAUGGGCUGGGAAGACAACCUGGAGAAGUACGUGAAUUAUUUGAAGAAGGCAGCUUUCCCAAUGACCAAGAUUCGCGGCUUUGCGACGAACGUGGCGAAUUACCAACCCCUGGGCCAGCUCUGUCCGUUCUGUCCCGACCAGGGCUGGCGAAAUGGAUUCUGCUUGAACGGUCAUCAUACGACAGAUCCUUGUUGCGCUGACCCUUGCAAGUUGUUGGGGCAGUGGAGUCCAGGCAACAACGAGCUCAAUUACGCGCAGGAUCUUGUCCGGGCAGCCAAGGCUAUACUUGGUAUGGAUGCUCGCGCAAUCAUCGACACUGGCAGGAAUGGUGUUGCGAACAUGCGCAAGGACUGCAAGAACUGGUGCAACCCCCGUGGCGCUGGCGCGGGCAUUCCUUCGACCGCCGACGUCGCUCAUCCCGAAGUGGUCGACGCCUACUACUGGCUGAAGACCCCGGGCGAGUCAGACGGCUGCAGCCAGCAGCUGCCAGAUGGAUCCCAGUGCCCCCGUUUCGAUACUGGUUGCGGCUCCCCCGACUCUAUGUAG